AAACUUUUAUUUUAGUCUAGCUUCUUCUAAAUUCCUUCUUCUCACUCUCAAAGAACACACACUCUCUGCGCUGGUUAGUUGUAUACUUCCAUUGACAAUCACUGAGAAGAAAAACAAAUGGGUGCAGCUAAAAAGUUAGGGCAUGGUGUUUACAGAGGUCCAAGUGUAUUGAAAGAGAUAGUUUAUGGAAUAAGUCUAGGGCUUGCAGCUGGUCUUUUAUGGAAAAUGCAUCAUUGGAAUAACCAGAGAAGAACCAAAGAAUUCUAUGAUCUUCUUGAGAAAGAUGAAAUUACUGUUGUGGUAGAAGAUGAGUAGCUGCUGUUAUUUUAGCCACUACUACUGCUAGCUAUAUGUUUCUUUUCUGGGUUUUUUCAAGAGUUAGUUUAUUACUGUAUGACUAACAUUUAUAGAUUGUUAGAUUAUGAUACAGCAUAGAUGUCAAGUUGUCUACCUAAUUAAUAUGUAUCCUCGUACUAUACGAAACUGUUUCCUCCGACAAGAUAAUAAUGUAAUGAAUGGAUUUUUUUUUUUUUU
Molecule: messenger RNA, 534 nt
Organism: Jatropha curcas
Lineage: Eukaryota; Viridiplantae; Streptophyta; Magnoliopsida; Malpighiales; Euphorbiaceae
Product: Cytochrome c oxidase subunit Vc family protein
Source: RefSeq, a predicted model, not a curated record